AUGCCACCUGCCAAUGUUUCAAGGUCUUCUAAUCGGCCUAAUGUAGUAAUACAUGGUGGUAACCGGCUCAACUUUAUUUCGUCAUGGUUGUUUCUAUGGAUAUUCCAUGUUUUGAAUAUAUACCGAAAACAUAAUUUGUCAAGUGAAAAUUUGACCUUACAAAAUUCCGAAACGGCUAAGGUAGUUGGUGAUAGAUUGGAAAAGUUUUGGAAUUUAGAGUGUGAAAAAAAUAGUAAACCUUCAAUUCGUCGGGCACUUGUCAAAUCAUUUGGCACUUAUUAUGCAUUCCUUGAGCCAAAUUCAAAUAUUUCUCUUUUAAAAGCGUAUAUGUAUGCCUUAGGGUUAUUCCUGUGUGCAUUAUUUAGUUCCAUAUUUAUAAAUCAGCUGAUUGCCGAAUCUACUAGGAUUGGAGUUCAGGUUCGUGCUGCAUUAAUGGUAUUGAUCUAUCGAAAAUCAUUGCGCCUGAGCUCACUUCAUGGCGGAACUCGUGAUAUUGUCGAUUUGGUUGCAGGUGACUGUAACAGGGUGGCAGAAUCUUGUGUAAAUUUUCAUUUUCUAUGGAGUUCCGCUGUAGAAAUAAUAGCUGUUAUUACUUUGACUUUAGUACAGCUUGGUAUUGCUGGUUUACCAGCUCUAUUUAUCCUUCUUAUUCUUUUUCCUAUACAAUAUAAACUUGGUAGACUUACCUCCAGCAUAUCCUAUUCAACUACAAGUAUCACAUCUUCACGUAUCCAUCUCAUGUCUGAAAUUCUUACCGCCAUAAAAUUAAUUAAAUUUUAUGCAUGGGAAUCGUAUUUCCGUGAACGUGUUCGUAAAGUACGUCAGGUAGAAUGGACACAACUGUUGAUUGGAAUUGUUGUGAAGGUGUGGACUUUUUGUGUUGUAUUUGGCGCACCUGUUUUAGCUAUGUUGGGAUGUUUAUGUGUCAAGGUUUUGUCAUCCGAUACUGUUGAUGACAAUUAUGUUCUUAAAGCGAGCACAUUAUUUACAGUAUUGGCUCUAUUAUAUACUGUAAGAUAUCCUCUUAUAAUGCUUCCUAUUGCUGUUAGAACGACUUUGGGUGCAUUGGAUUCUUUUGAGAAGUUGGAUGAAUUCUUAAAGAAGCCGGAAUUAGCACCUUUGAAACAGGAGGAAGAUCCAAUAGAUGAUGAUCCAUCGAUUAGAGUGCUUAUUCAUGAUGCUGAUUUUAGUUAUGAAGGAGAUGCCCCUUUGAAAUUCUUAAAUAUGAAAGUGAAACAAGGGGAAGUACUUGCUAUCGUUGGUGAUGUUGGAGCUGGAAAAUCAUCAAUUUUGAGUGCAAUUUUAGGUCGACUUCGCAAGGAUAAUGGAAUUUGUAAAAUUCGUGGCUCAAUUUCUUAUGUUCCUCAUGACGCUUGGUUAUUAAAUGAUACACUGAAGGAAAACAUUCUUUUUGGUAACGUUUAUGAUUCCAAGAAAUACCAAGAUAUCAUUCAUAUUUGUGCGCUUAACAGAGAUCUGGGUUUAUUAAGUUAUGGUGAUAUGACUGAAAUUGGUGAUAGAGGUGUCAAUUUAAGUUUAGGUCAGAGACAAAGGGUCAGUUUGGCAAGAGCUGUAUAUAGUGAUGCUGACAUCGUAUUGUUGGAUGAUCCACUUAGUGUUAUGGAUCCUGUAGUCGGAAAACAUAUAUUCCACGAAUGUAUUCGUAAAUACCUCAAGAACAAAGCUGUCAUAUUUGUAACAAAUCAAUUGCAGUAUCUUUCUGAAUGUGAUCAUAUUAUGGUUAUGAAAGGUGGGCAAUGUCUCGAAGAAGGGACUUAUGAAGAAUUAACCACCAAAGAUGUGAAUCUUGCAUCUUUAAUUGGCGAAUACAUGGAAAUUGAAGAUCCGGAUCAGAUUGAUGAACUCAUUAAUGAAAUUCGCUUAGAACCAGUUAUAGACGAACUUGAUGAGCCUCAAUUGGAUUCUAUUUAUGUAACUGAAUCCAAAAAUGCUACAAAUCUCGAAUUUCCACUUCCAUUCACUCGUACACAUUCAAAAUCGGAGGCGAACGAAGCUACAAUCAAUCGUAUUGCAGAAAUCAAUUCUCAUACAAUACAAGCAAGUAUUAAUGAGCAAACAAUUUCAAAGAUGAUAGAAAGAAAUAAUAUAACAAUACUUGGAGGAGCUGGUAAAACGAGAAUGAUGGGUACACAAGUCAAUCGUGAAUUAAAUGUUACAGCAAAAGCUGUUGAAAGAAAUCAAUUGACAAUUCAUAGUUUAAAUGACCGCGAGAUAAUAACGCCUAUGAUUGAUUCUGAACCAAGAUCUAGAAGAAAAGAAUCCAAAGUUGGUUUUCGUGUAUAUUUAGACUAUUUUCGAAAGUCAACUGGCUUUGGUUUGACAUUUUUUAUGAUUAUACUCUUCUUUUUCAUGGCUACUGUCAGAUUUAUAAGUGAUUGGUGGCUCACAAAUUUUGUUUCGAAUCCCAAAAAUAAUGGUGAUUACGAGACUCAAUUAGGAAUAUACGGCGGCUUUGUUGGUGCAGUUCUCAUAGGGGUAUUUGCACGUGGUGUGUUUUACGCAUGGAUCAUGAUGCGUAAGAGUCAAUAUUUGCAUGAUCAAACGUUUAUAAAAAUAAUGCGCGCUCCAAUGUCAUAUUUCGAUAUCACACCUCUUGGAAGAAUAUUAAAUGUGUUCGCCAAACAUCAAUAUCUAGUUGAUGAUGCGUUAAGUGACAAUGCAUUACAGUUUUUGUCAAUUCUUCCUUUAAUUCUUGGGACUACCAUUUUUGUAAUAAUUCUAAUUCCAUGGACAGGAAUUAUAGCGGUUAUAUUGACAUUUUUUAUAUGGCUUAUCAUUCGUGUUUCAAAAGAUGUUGAAGAAAGAUUUCAACAUUUGGAUGCGGAUACCAAAGCUCCAAUCUUCACUCAUUUGUCAGCAACACUCGAAGGACUUGCCAGCAUACGAGUAUAUAAUGCACAACAUAGAUUCGAUAUUAAUAAUAUCGAAAAAAUUGAUACGAAUAACAAAGCUUUAUUUGCCAUGAUGCAAGUAAAAGCCUGGCAAGCAUUAUACAUUGACAUAUUGGCAUCAAUCUUCAUCUUUGCAACUGCUCUCUUUAUUGUUACUUUCCCAGAUAAUCCAAGUAAAAUGGGUUUAGCUAUUGCGAAUGCAUUGCAAUUACCUAUCUUCGUCCAAUGGAUGAUACGAUCUGGUCGAGAUGUAGCUUCAAUUAUGGAAAGCGUUCAACAAUUACUUUAUUAUCGACAAAAUAUACCUUCCGAGGCUCCAAAUAUUAUUGAAAGAAAUCGACCGCCAACAAAUUGGGGCGAACGCGGUGAAGAUAUUUCAUUCCAUAUUAAAUCUCGUGAAAAGAUUGGUAUCGUUGGCAAGACCGGUUCUGGCAAAUCAACAUUACUUGUAAGUUUAUUAAGAAUUGUUGAAUUAGCUGAGGGGCAAAUAUUUAUUGAUAAUUUGGACAUAAGUACAAUUGGAUUACGCGAUCUCCGUAAUAAGAUUGCCAUUAUUCCACAAGAACCGGUAAUAUUUGUUGGAACAAUUCGAUCAAAUUUAGAUCCAUUUGAACAAUGUACAGAUGAAGAAAUAUGGGAUGCUCUUAAAGCGGUUCAUUUAUUUGAUAAAGUUAAAUCAAUGACGUCAAAAUUAAAAACACAAGUGUUAGAAAAUGGGAAAAACUUUUCACUUGGACAGAGACAACUAUUUUGUAUUGCGAGAGCCUUAUUAAAAAAAGCUAAUAUAUUAGUGUUGGAUGAAGCAACUAGUGCUGUCGAUUUACAAACUGACGUACUUAUUCAAGAGACCAUAAAAAAAAAUUUUGCAGGACAUACAGUAUUAACAAUAGCUCAUAGAUUGAAUACAAUUAUGGAAGCUGAUAGAAUUUUAUGUUUAAGCGAAGGAAGGGUAGUAGAAUUUGAUAAACCAAUAAAUUUAUUAAAUAAUCCAGAAGGAUUUUUCUAUCAAUUGGUAAAUAAUAGUGGACCUGAAGCGGCGAAAAGACUUAAGCAAAUAGCAUUACAACAUGCUCCAUCAAAUACAGCAGAAUCAAUAUCAGAACAAUCUGACGAUAUAAAAUUGACAACUGCAGAACAAAAGAAACCUGCGUCAACAAUAACGUCAUCAACUCAACGUUCACAUAUGCCACCAUCAUUAGGAGAAGUAUUUGCACAACCUACAUCAAAACAAAAAUAA
Funneliformis mosseae is the source of this 4149-nucleotide messenger RNA. The record is from the annotation of a GenBank genome assembly. Lineage: Eukaryota; Fungi; Glomeromycota; Glomeromycetes; Glomerales; Glomeraceae.